This is a messenger RNA of Fusarium falciforme, 369 nucleotides long. RefSeq lists its product as hypothetical. Lineage: Eukaryota; Fungi; Ascomycota; Sordariomycetes; Hypocreales; Nectriaceae. The record is from RefSeq and is a predicted model, not a curated record. The transcript has 2 exons. The coding region runs from base 127 to 369 and encodes 80 amino acids.
UCAUCAUCAUCAUCACUCAAUCACAAGCAUCCAUUUGAGAUCUUGACAACUACCACAAUCCUUGUCUUCGACUGCCGGUCACUUACACCACUUACACCAAUCACAACAACACUCAAGACCUUCAAAAUGGUUGCUGCUCCCAUGAUCAAGCCUUCUGCUGGCCCUAAGGCCCUCCCUCUUCUCCUCGUCGUCGGAAGUGUCUCGGUCGUUGGCACCUACGUCUCCUCCCAGCUCAGGACACAAUCCCGCACUUUCGACCGGUACUUUAGCCAGUACAACAGCACCCAGAGCGAGGCGUCCCGGGCAAAGACCUUUGACGGUUCUGUUCCUGAUCCUCGUACGAGCAUCUUUAACAUUCUCGGCUGGUGA